AUGACAAGAACAAAUUCUGGGGAGGAUGCCAGAUUGAUAAGCAGAAGCAAGACGCCUGAAGAACAACAGUUUGAGAUAAUCGAUUAUGAUUCCACCAACAACAGCCAAAGGCAAAAAAAAGUGUCCUCUACUACACCAUUUUCCAGGGCCUUGAAACUUCUUAGACUUGAACAUUCGACAGCAGAUGCUAUGCCAGUAGAAAGUGCCAGACGAACUUGGGACAAAACAAGUUUUGUAUUUUUUUGGAUCACUGAUAGUUUCAAUAUCAACACCAUCCAGCUAGCAAGUACCGGGCUUUUGAAUCACACGUUGUCAACUAAAGAAGUGAUUCUUUCUAUAUUACUUGGAUAUUCCAUAGUUGGGGUUUUCAUUCAUAUUUCAGCCAGAAUCGGUACUUAUAAUCACAUUUCUUUCCCAAUAUUAUGUAAAGUAUCGUUCGGAUUGAAUGGGGCAAUAUGGCCUGUAUUGAAUAGAGCAGUUGUUGGUGGGGUUUGGUAUGCCGUUCAGUGCUGGAUUGGUGGACAGUGUGUCCAAUUGAUUUUGAAAUCGAUGUUCUAUGAGUACAUCAAUGAUGACGAAGGCAAUAAUCAUGGCAAUUGGUCAGAUCAUUUUAGUUUUGAAAUGAUUUCAUUUGGGAUAUUUUGGAUAGUAUCGUUUUUUGCAAUUUUGAUCCCGCCUCACAAAUUAAAGCCAUUACUUACGCUAAAGGCAUACGUUGUCCCAUUUGCCGCACUUGGAUUAUUAGGAUGGACAUUAUUCAAGGCCAAAAUUUCUGAUCCUGUCGAACCGGAUUAUCAUACAUCAAUCCACGAGAGUAAAGACCAUCUCAAAUUUUGGACAUUUGUCACUUCGACCAUGAACAGUGUGGCGAAUUUUUCCAGUUUGAUUCUCAAUGCUUCUGACUUCUCGAGAUUUGCCAAUUCUCCAAAAUCCAUAGAGUAUACCAACAUCAUUUGUGUACCGGUCUGUUUCACAUUGACUUCCUUGAUUGGUAUUCUCAUCAGUUCAGCAUCUCGCAAGAUUUACGGGGUGGCCUAUUGGUCUCCUUUGGAUGUCCUUGAUAGAUUCUUGAAAGAUGUGGACAAUGAUGAAACUGAAGGGAUUAUUACAUUAUCCACCAGAAUUGGGGUCCUCUUGAUUGCAAUCUCAUUUAUUAUUGCUCAAGUGGGGACAAAUACUGCCAACAGUUUGGGUGCUGCCACCGGCUUGUCUUGUUUAUUACCAAAUUAUAUUACUAUUAGGAGAGGUGGUAUCAUUUGUGCGAUGUUUUCAUUGAUUAUUCAACCUUGGAGAUUCUUUGAAAGUUCUAAUAAGUUUACAGUUUACUUGAGCGCCUAUAGUGUGUUUUUGAGCGGAAUUGCUGGAGUCAUGAUUACCGACUAUUAUAUUGUUAGAAGGGGUUACCUCAAUUUGAUUGAAUUGUAUAAACUUAAUGGGAUUUAUAGUUAUGACCAAAAGCUUAAAGUCAAUUGGAGAGCGUAUGUUGCUUAUAUAGUUGCCAUAGUGCCCAAUUUGCCGGGUUUUGUGAAUGCUUGUGGUGGAUUUGGCGAAGAGAAAUCUAUGAUAAUGGAAACUAUUAUUUUGAUUUACGAAUUUAGUUUUUUUGUUGGAUUCGGAACUGCGAUGAUUGUGUAUUUGAUGUUGUGCCAUUGGUGGCCUGUGGAAGGAAUUGUGAGGGAUACUUCUUUUUUGAAUUUGAAGGCUAAUUGGUUAGAAGAAUGGAAAUAUGUUGAGGAUUUUGAUAGCUUGAUUUUGGAUAUGGAAGAAGAUAGCUCAUUUAAUAAUGUCUAUGAUUGA
Molecule: messenger RNA, 1797 nt
Organism: Saccharomycopsis crataegensis
Lineage: Eukaryota; Fungi; Ascomycota; Saccharomycetes; Ascoideales; Saccharomycopsidaceae
Product: allantoin permease
Exons: 1
Coding region: 1-1797 (598 amino acids)
Biological process (GO): transmembrane transport; nucleobase transport
Cellular component (GO): plasma membrane
Molecular function (GO): nucleobase transmembrane transporter activity
Source: RefSeq, a predicted model, not a curated record